This is a messenger RNA of Peromyscus californicus insignis, 1689 nucleotides long. Its product is annotated as carboxylesterase 1E. The record is from RefSeq and is a predicted model, not a curated record. The coding region runs from base 1 to 1689 and encodes 562 amino acids. Gene Ontology annotation, cellular component: lipid droplet; endoplasmic reticulum. Gene Ontology annotation, biological process: lipid catabolic process. Gene Ontology annotation, molecular function: carboxylic ester hydrolase activity. The transcript is spliced from 14 exons. Lineage: Eukaryota; Metazoa; Chordata; Mammalia; Rodentia; Cricetidae.
AUGUACCUCUGUGCUCUGAUCCUGGUGACUCUUGCAGCUUUCACAGCAGAGGCAGGACACCCGUCCUCACCACCCAUGGUGAACACUGCUCAUGGCAAAGUCCUGGGGAAGUAUGUCAGCUUAGAAGGAUUCCCACAGCCUGUGGCCGUCUUCCUGGGAGUCCCCUUUGCCAAGCCUCCUCUUGGAUCCCUGAGGUUUGCUCCACCACAGCCUGCAGAGCCCUGGAGCUUUGUGAAGAACGCCACCUCCUACCCUCCUAUGUGCUCUCAAGACCCAGUGGCAGGGCAGAUAGUCAAUGACCUCCUAACCAACAGAAAGGAGCGCAUUCCUCUCCAGUUUUCUGAAGACUGCCUCUACCUGAAUAUUUACACCCCUGCGGACUUGACAAGGAGCAGCAGGCUGCCGGUGAUGGUGUGGAUCCAUGGAGGUGGACUAGUGUUGGGUGGGGCAUCAACCUAUGAUGGAUUGGCCCUGUCUACCCAUGAAAACGUGGUAGUCGUGGCCAUUCAAUACCGUCUGGGCAUCUGGGGAUUCUUCAGCACGGGCGAUGAACACAGCCGGGGGAACUGGGGUCACUUGGACCAGGUAGCUGCACUGCACUGGGUCCAGGACAACAUUGCCAACUUUGGAGGGGACCCAGGUUCUGUGACCAUCUUUGGAGAGUCAGCAGGAGGUGAAAGUGUCUCUGUUCUUGUGUUGUCUCCCUUGGCCAAGAAUCUCUUCCACAGGGCUAUUUCUGAAAGUGGAGUGGCCCUCACUGCAGGCCUGGUCAAGAAGAACACCAGGCCCUUGGCUGAGAAAAUUGCUGUUACGGCCGGUUGUAAAACCACCACCUCAGCUGCCAUGGUUCACUGCCUUCGCCAGAAGACAGAGGAGGAGCUCUUGGAGACCACACUGAAACUGAAUCUUUUUAAGCUGGAUUUGCAUGGAGACUCCAGAGAGAGCUAUCCCUUUGUUCCCACUGUGCUUGAUGGAGUGUUGCUGCCAAAGGCCCCAGAAGAGAUCCUGGCUGAGAAGAGCUUCAACACUGUGCCCUACAUGGUGGGCAUCAACAAGCAGGAGUUUGGCUGGAUUCUGCCAAUGAUGAUGAACUAUCCACCCUCUGAAGUGACAUUGGACCAGAAGACGGUUACAUCCCUCUUACGGAAGUCCUCUUUUAUUCUUAACCUCCCAGAGGAUAAGAUUCCAGUUGUCAUUGAGAAGUAUUUAAGAGACACAGAUGACCCAGGCAGCAAUAAAGAACAGCUUCUGGAACUGAUUGGAGAUGUGGUAUUUGGUGUCCCAUCUGUGAUUGUGGCUCGUGGACAUAGAGAUGCUGGUGCCCCCACCUACAUGUACGAAUUUCAAUAUCACCCAAGCUUCUCAUCAGAAUUGAAACCCAAGACAGUGAGUGGAGACCAUGGGGAUGAAGUCUACUCCGUCUUCGGUGCCCCGAUUUUAAGAGGUGGCACCUCAGAGGAGGAGAUCAAUCUCAGCAAGAUGGUGAUGAAAUUCUGGGCCAACUUUGCUCGGAAUGGGAACCCCAAUGGAAAGGGGCUGCCCCACUGGCCAGAGUAUGACCAGAAGGAAGGCUACCUGCAGAUUGGAGCCACCACCCAACAAGCCCAGAGACUAAAAGAUAAGGAUGUGACUUUUUGGACUGAGCUCCUGGCCAAGAAGCCACAAUUGACAGGACACACCGAGCUGUGA